AUGCCGUCCGAACAAGAAGCAGCGAAUGCAUUACCAUCAGAAUUUGAUGUUGCUGGUUUAAGAAAAGCAUUCAGUAAUCCCGUUGAAGCCUUCCAUGCGUUAGAUCAAAAUGGCGACGGACGUGUGACGAAAGAAGAUUUACAGCUGCUACUAGAACGUUUCGGUGUGAAAGGUGUAGCUGCAAAAUUGCUAGCGAAAGUUAUUUUUAAAAAACUCGAUGCUGAUAAGAGUGGCACAUUAGAACCAAGUGACCUUACUCAUGCCGAAGGAAUUCUGACAAGUCUGUUGAAGAUGAAAAAACAAUGA
Messenger RNA from Adineta ricciae, 306 nucleotides. NCBI's taxonomy places the organism in Eukaryota, Metazoa, Rotifera, Eurotatoria, Adinetida, Adinetidae. The record is from the annotation of a GenBank genome assembly.